This is a messenger RNA of Parnassius mnemosyne (clouded apollo), 234 nucleotides long. The record is from the annotation of a GenBank genome assembly. NCBI's taxonomy places the organism in Eukaryota, Metazoa, Arthropoda, Insecta, Lepidoptera, Papilionidae.
AUGAAUUUUCGAGCAAUAUUUUUAUUCGUUUUUAUGCUUUUGGCAGUCGCAAUUGCAUUCCCAUCAGAAGAAAACAGAUCAAGACGUGACGUCGCGGAGUCUGUGAAAAGUGCUGCGAGUGAUGCCAAGGAGGCCGUAAGCGACGCGGGUGCUGCUGUUGUCGACGCGGUUACACCAACAGAGAAGAGUACUAAAGAUAAAAUUGUAGACAGCGUCAAAAAUGUUGGUCAAUAA